AUUCUCCCCUGCUGUUCGUGUCAUGCAGACCUCAGUCUGCAGCCUCUCUACCAGGAGACUAGGCAGUAUGGCACAAUGGUUAGGGGGAGGGGGCCUUGUACUAAAGGGGACGUGAGUUCAAAUCCCAAGUCUGUGACUUAACUCUGAGUGACUUCGGACAAGGGCCUUUUUGUUUGGUCUGAAGGUAACCUAAGGAAGUUCUCGCUGACGUUGGAGUUCAGGACACUGCCAGUCCUGCCUUAUACACGAGGCAGUGAAUGUCCUUGUGGCUGCUUCACUUACCUUUGUGUAAUGAAUCUAGAAGAAGAUUUCUUGUGGCAGAGAUGAGAUUUACAAUUCCAAUAGCGGUUCAUAAUUCAGAGUUGCUACUAAUUUACAUCCUCACCAACAGUGUCAAGAGAAUGCCUCAGUCACUCAAACCUGUAUGCAACCAUUCUAUUUUUUGCCAAUCUGAUGGGGUGCAGACUCUAAAUUUUACCCCAUUCUCUCGUGCAUGGGGUGGAGCCCCUUUUCAGACAUCACAGGCUAUUUGUACAUAUAUUCCUUUGCCUCAGAAGGGGCCUCCAACUCCCCUCAGGCUUGAUGCUCUUAGACCCCAACUAGUCUUGGGGUUCUCAGGUUGGCCUUUCGGAUACAGGAGUGCCUGCCCCCCUGUAUCCUAGUCCUUGUCUGUUCUCUGGCCUCUCCCUUUUCCUGUUUUGAUGCUGACUCCGCCAGGCCCGGAGACAGGGGCAUGAAGUCCUAAUCCUCUAGGCAGGAGCCAUAAGGGACUCACCAACCUGCCAAGCUGCUCUGCCCAGCAUAAGCAUCUGUCCCACCUGGCACGUAACCCGUUACAUAGGGGCUUCUGACCCCCAGCACCCUGCCUUAGUGGGGAGGGACCCCGAUGGUGGGGCCCCUGGAGCCCUCCACCUCCCUCUCCAGGCCAUAGGUGGGGUGAGGACACUGGGCACCCACCCUGGGUUCAGCCCUGGCUACAGGCACAACCCUCAUAAAUCGGGGCAUCAGGAGUGUCGGAAAUGGGUCUGUGGAAUGUCAGGGUUGGGUGGGCUGGGAGGGUGAGCCCUUAACUCUUAGGAGGGAAGGAUGUAGGUUAGGAGCUUUGGCCUGGACCUGAGGAUGUGGUAGCUGAACUGGUGCAGCAAAUGGGGCCUUCUGGCUGCAGCAGCCGGUAGUGAAGAGGUUAGCCCCCCAGCCCAGGCAGGAGAUAAAUUCAGGACACAGACCUCCUCUGGACUUGCUGUCACAAUGGCCACCAGGAUGGUCCUGCUUUGCUCUCUGCUGCUGCUGUCACUGCAGUCAGGCCUGCACUGGGGCCCCAGUGACGGGGAGGUUCCAAUGGCUAAAGGAGAGUUGUCUGAGCAGGUGGCAGAGGCUGGCAGGACCCAGCUGGGUAAGGACUCCCCAGGAUCCCCAUGGAUUCCCAACUCCCUCCUGUCCAACCUUGGCCCAAUAUCAGCGCCCUUCUCUCCCCCAGGUAUCCGCUGGUUUCCUGCACGCCUGCGCCGAGCACCAGCUGGCCCAUGCCAGCUGUGGAGCCUGACCCUGCCCGUGGCAGAGCUGGGCCUGGGCUACGCCUCAGAGGAGAAAGUCAUUUUCCGCUAUUGUGCUGGCAGGUGCCCCCUUGGUGCCCGCACCCAGCAUGGCCUGGUGUUGGGCCGGCUGAGGGGCCAGGGCCGAGCCCAUGGUGGACCCUGCUGCCUGCCUACUCACUAUGCUGAUGUGACCUUCCUUGAUGACCGUCACCACUGGCAGCGGCUGCCCCAGCUCUCAGCGGCUGCCUGUGGCUGUGGCGGGUGAAGGUGCCAGCCCAGGAGCCACACACUGGAGGAGCUCAGCUGACGUAUUUGUUGUUGGCCUGGACACCGGAGAAACACCGGAGGGGAGGUAGAGCAGGGUGGUCAGCAAUGAGCACAAUAAAAAGACCACCCUCCCAUACUUGUGACCAUAUUUUCAACCUCUACUGCCCACUGGGGUCGCCAACAUCAGGUGCCAUCCUGGGCUUCCUCAGUAUGUCCCAGCUCCGGCAAGCAGCUAGCACAAGGACUCC
This is a messenger RNA of Nycticebus coucang (slow loris), 2050 nucleotides long. It is a transcript of the gene PSPN, whose product is annotated as persephin. NCBI's taxonomy places the organism in Eukaryota, Metazoa, Chordata, Mammalia, Primates, Lorisidae. The record is from RefSeq and is a predicted model, not a curated record. Gene Ontology annotation, molecular function: glial cell-derived neurotrophic factor receptor binding; receptor tyrosine kinase binding; growth factor activity. The transcript has a single exon. The coding region runs from base 1249 to 1800 and encodes 183 amino acids.